Thamnophis sirtalis is the source of this 4562-nucleotide messenger RNA. Lineage: Eukaryota; Metazoa; Chordata; Lepidosauria; Squamata; Natricidae. The record is from RefSeq and is a predicted model, not a curated record.
GGCAUAAAGCAGAUUGAUCAUUUUGGUUUUAUAUGUCGGGAAUCCAGCGAACCUGGAAUAAGCCAGUAUGCUUGCUAUGUCUUCCAGUGUGCGAGCGAAUCUCUGGUGGAUGAGAUCAUGCUGACUCUGAAGCAAGCCUUUAGCACAGCAGCUGCCCUGCAGAAUGCCAAGACCCAGAUUAAACUGUGCGAGGCCUGCCCGAUGCACUCCCUCCACAAGCUGUGCGAAAGGAUCGAAGGACUUUAUCCGCCAAGAGCCAAGCUUGUAAUUCAGAGGCACCUGUCCUCUCUCAGUGACAACGAGCAGGCGGACAUCUUUGAGCGUGUUCAGAAAAUGAAGCCGGUUAGUGACCAGGAAGAAAACGAGCUGCUGAUUUUCCACCUGCGGCAGUUGUGCGAGGCGAAGCAAAAGACCCACAUACACAUUGAUGAGACCCCCAUGGUGAGCUUCUCCGUCUUCUCUUAUCUUCUCGGGAGUUCCAAAAGAGGCCCGGGAACUCCUUCAGCGAUUCCAUUCUCCUCACAAUUCCCUCUCUGUGGCUGCUCCGGCCCUCUGGAACAAUCUCCCCCUUUUGGAGCCAGCCGCAUGCGUGGUCGUCUGGGGAGCACGGAGAGCUUUGAAAGGUGCAACCACCUGACUUUCGACAAAGACUGCUCCUCUGGGGACUCCCCACCCUCCACACCUCCGGCGUCUCCCGUUGCCUUGGCCGGACACCCGUUUCCCGAAGAGGACUCUGAUUCUCCUCAGUUUAGGAGACGCGCGCAUACUUUCAGCCACCCGCCCUCCGCCUCCAAGAAGAGGAUCACUUUCCAGAAUGGAAGGUCUCAAAGUGUCCGGUCGCCCCUCAUGAGGCAAAACUCAGCCGAACAGAGCAGGCUGGCAUUUGCCCGACGUACCCGCAGUGAGAGUGAAUCUUCGGUGCUGCCCAGUCUCCCUUCUUCUUUCUCUGCCCCUUCUUUCUUGAAAAGCUUGUACCAGAGCUCUGGGAAGCCGGCUUCUCCACCUGAAGGUGAUCCCCCCAGGAGCGAUGUGGAGAAAAGGAAGAGGACUUCCUCCGUGUGCAGCAGUGACUCUCUAAAUGCUGGUGGUAUCACCCUGGCCCCCCGUCGGAUCUCCUGGCGGCAGAGGAUCUUCCUAAGGGUGGCAUCCCCCAUGAAGAAGUCUCCUUCGGCCAUGCAGCUUGAAGGUAUUGUGAACGUAUCAACGUACUGUAGCUGUUUAUCUGAAGAUGCUUCAUGGGUCUUUUCUUUUGCAGCGAGCAGAGACGAGCUCCAAUCCAGGAAAAUUAAGCUGGACUAUGAGGAAGUUGGAACCUGUCAGAAGGAUGCCAUUAACAUCUGGGACAAGAAACUGUUGAAUUGCAGAGCCAAGAUCAGAUGUGAUGUGGAAGACAUUCAUACCACCCUGAAAAGUGGUGUCCCCAAAAGCCGCCGGGGAGAAAUUUGGCAAUUUCUGGCCGUGCAGCACCGCGUCAGACACCGGCUCCCAAAUAAGCAACAGCCUCCCGACAUCUCCUACAAAGAUCUCUUGAAGCAGCUGACAACACAGCAGCAUGCCAUCCUGGUGGACCUGGAUCCAGAUGUACCAGCUGUCAAGGCUGCUUCAUGAUUAUCACCGGGAUCUUGACCACCAUCUGGAAGAAAACGAUAUCAGCCCGAGCCUUUAUGCUGCACCCUGGUUUCUCACUUUAUUUGCCUCGCAAUUUCCCCUGGGAUUCGUAGCCAGAAUCUUUGAUAUCAUUUUCCUUCAAGGUACAGAAGUCAUAUUUAAGGUAGCACUAUGCCUGCUUAGCACCCAGGAGGAGAGCAUCAUGUCGUGUGAGACAUUUGAAGGCAUUGUUGAGUUUCUUAAGAACACUCUGCCAGACAUGUCACAGCCCCAGAUGGAGAAGAUAAUGGCCCAGGUAUUUGAGAUGGACAUUUCCAAACAGCUUCAUGCCUACGAGGUGGAGUACCAUGUUCUGCAGGACGAAUUGCAAGAGAACCUGAGCCCUUGUGAGGAGAUUGAAGCUUCAGAGAAACUUGAAAGGGCCAACAGUCAGCUGAAGAGGCAGAAUAUGGACCUCUUAGAGAAACUUCAGAUAGCCCAUUCUAAGAUCCAAGGCGUGGAGGCCAACUUGGAAGAGGCCCUGAGGAGGGAGACCCAGAUGAUGAUUUUAAUCCAGUCCCUGGAAGAGGAAAAGGUUCUAUACCAGAAGACCUUGGAGAAGAUCUGCAGCUACCUGCCCCAAGAGGCCCUGUCUGACUGUGAAGAGCUGCUGAAAGAAGUCAACUGUCAUCCAAACAAAUUCUAGAAGGAAGCCAUAAAUGAGGGAGAGGACGCAAUGGGGAAAAAAGAGAGAGAGAGAGAGAGAAUAUGGUUUCUCAUAGAUGGAAACAAAGAAACAGGCCAGGCCACUGCUGGAAGGGAGAUCCACCUCAUCUCACAAGAUUCUACAAGUAGCAGCCGCAGUAGCGAAAAGGCCUUUUUUUCAACCUCAAUAUGCAAAUCCCAAGUUCAUGUCUUCUUCUUUUUUUAUAUAACGCAUGUACAUAAUUUGCAGUGCACAGAACAAAAGACGGGAUCGAAUGAAGAAGGUCAGGUGUACAUUUAGGGCUGAUCGAAACGGGGAAAACCGGUGGAAUUUGAGACUGCUUGUAACUUAAACAUGGGAGACUCUACCUUCCCACAGCCAAGGAAGGCAACGGGGUCUUUUCUACACACUGAUCAACACUUGAAAAACUAAAAAUAAAAAGCAAGAAUGUAUUUACACCUCCAAAAAGCAGCACAGGUCCCAGCUGAGGGGUGGGCUGAGGGGUGGGAUGGGGGGUGCUGUGCAUGUCUGCUACAUGUUGGGGGUCCAUUUCUAAAGUUCCUCAGGGAACUUUAUCUCUGGUCCUUCCUUUGCGCUGGGAACAGUUGUGCUCCAGCGGACACACAACUGGCCUCUCCUCCUGUCCCCUUCAGGGAGAGCUAGUGAUGAAAAGUUGAUGAAAAGUCACCCAUUCCCUAUCCUGAAAAGCAAAGAAGACCUAUCAGGGACCCCCUUUCACUCCCCCUUCCUUGUGAGACAGAGAACGAAAACAAUGAGUGUUUAAGGUGUGGCUGGGGCGGGAGUGUGUCAGAACGCAGGUAGGACUUUCCAAGCAAGCUCCUCUCCUGGGGAAAGUUGCCUGAAAUGCUUGGGAUCAACUCCUUUCCUAUGACUUGCAGGAAUUCGUUGGGUUGAGUGUUAUCUUAGCCCCUUGUAGAUUCUUCAUGCUCUUGAGAUUUAGUUGUGCCACGGUCCGCCCUGUCACUUCAGCAAUGGCUCAGAGAUGCUAUGGAGCACUACAAGUCCUGAGAGGCUUAAAUAGGAUAGAUGGGAUGUCCUUCAGCUGAAUGCCAAAUCCUGAAGCCCGAUUCCACUUGGCCAAGGAGAAAUCCUUGUAAGAUCUUCCUACUUCCUCAAUUCUCUAGCUUUUUUCCUCUUCAAAAGUUAGUAUUUCUUCCACAGGGAAGAUCCCAUAAACCUUCAACGUUGCACCUGCAACGGAAGAACAAAUAGGUGGUCACCGAAUUUAACGCCAAGGGGAGUGGCUACCCCUAUGUGGUAGUUUGUACAUUUCAGCAUAACAUGUCUGUAUCCUCCUCUUCUUUUUUUAAGAAGCAUUAAGAAGCAGAGAUUCGGCUUCUUGAAAAUCUAGCAAUUUCUGGAUGGCGUUGAUUGUUUUUAUUAUUCUUAUUAUCAUCAACAUCAUUUUUUGCUGCUGUGCCUAUUUCUUAAGUACGUUUUUCUGGGAUUUUUUUUUUUUGGGGGGGGAAGCUAUUUCUGCCAUGCAGACCAGGCACUCAAAUUAACGUUUGAUCUAUCAAAAGGAUGAAAAUAGCAAUCAGCCAACACAAGAAAUAUAUUUUGGAACGUGUUGUGUCGUUUCCCCGCCCCCACACAUUGGGAACGACUUGUCGUGUUUCUCCAGCUGCUUUCUCUAAAAUUGUGCCAAAUUCAGCCAAGUGUCUUCCUUGUCCAAGAAACAGGUGUGGGUGACAGUGCUUCCAUUGCCACAUGCCUUGCGUUAUGCAAAGAACAAGCAAAACCAAGGAGAACACAGUCGGCAUUCUCCUCCUCCUGCUGCUGCGUAAGUCCAACCCGCCUCCCCCCCCUUUUUUAAAAAAAAUCCUGAUCAUAUAAUUUCUUAGUUUUCCUGGGCAACGUCCCAAAGGAAAAGCCAAAAUGCAUGACAGGACACUGCCCUAAUUUCAGCUUUUUGCACGGGAGAUUUCCCAAAAAAUUGUGUGUCUGGCGUUAUUUUCUCGCUGCUUCUUAUCAAAUCAACAGAAUCGCACCAAAACCGGCAGAGUUGCAGAAACAUCACACUUUCGGAAGCAAAAAAAGUGCUGUUUCUUUGCAAUUUCAUUGGGCGGGGCGCACCUUGUGCCUGGAGAAGCAGCCCCCGAGAAUUGGAUGCCGGUGGUCUUGCGUUAUGACAGCACACGAGACUUUUUAUUUUUUUUAAAAAAUCACAACAUUUCACGCUAUGUUGGUUUCACUGACUUGUUCAUGUUGUCACAUGGAAGAUUUCCAAUAAAUUGCCAUUGCUGCA